CCUGCCAUGCUGUUGGUAUCAGUGUUGGGCAGAAAGGGCCCAGCCUCUGUCAAGGUGGCCGACAUUGCCUUGGUGACAGCUUCAGGGUCACUGGUCGUAGGCGGGGCCCUGGAAGACAUGGGCAACGGGGAUUUUCUGGUUACUGUAACCAAGGUCCCUGCGGGGGAGCUUGUGGUACUGUUGAACGGGACAGACGUGGUUUCCUCCACCAUAUUCCAGAGACAGUCCACCACUCAGAUGUCCAUCUCCAAGGUUACCAUCAAGGCCGUGGUGGACAGAAGCAUGGAGCCUGGUAAAGCCUUCAGCCUUCCCUUCACCGUCAUGACCGACGCCCCUGGAGGCACCUACAAAAUCAGUGCCAGAAACGACAGAGACUUCAAGAUGAACGUCCCCAGCAGCGUCACUGUGGCCACCGGAGGAAACACCACAGGGGUACUGACCAUCACGGUGCCCGCCAUCACACCCUCAGGAACGGACGUCACCCUGACCAUCGAGGCAGUGGCCCCCGAGGCGGUCGACUCCAACUACGCCGUCCUGCGCCUCUCUGUUGUCACCAAGGUUACAGAUUUCACCCCUCCACAGUGCGAGGUGGUCAGUGUCUCGUCGGACGACUGCCCAGCUGACCCAGCAGCCUGCAGCUCCGCUUUCUGGCAGCUCUCUGCCAACCUGACCGACGGCGUCAACGGCACCGGUAUCGCCAAUCUCACACACCGCCAGGGCGUGGGCAGUCUCACCCACACGGACCUGAAGCAGACGGUUGUCGCGGCAGCGUUCAACGCUUCUUGCUGCUCUCUGACAGUGGAGCUGGUGGCGGUGGACAAGGCCAUGAACGUGGGCACCUGUCUAUACACUAAGGUGACAGAUCUCACCCCUCCACAGUGUGAGGUGGUCAGCGUCUCGUCGGUCGAUUGCCCCGCUGACGCAGCAGCCUGCAACGGCUCCUUCUGGCAGCUCUCUGCCAACCUGACCGACGGCGUCAACGGCACCGGUAUCGCCAAUCUCACACACCGCCAGGGCGUGGGCAGUCUCACCCACACGGACCUGAAGCAGACGGUUGUCGUGGCAGCGUUCAACGCUUCGUGCUGCUCUCUGACAGUGGAGCUGGUGGUGGUGGACAAAGCCAGGAACGUGGGCACCUGUUUAUACACCACCAAGGUGACAGAUUUCACCCCUCCCAAGUGCGAUGUGGUCAGCGUCUCGUCGGACGACUGCCCAGCUGACCCAGCAGCCUGCAGCUCCUCCUUCUGGCAGCUCUCUGCCAACCUGACCGACGGCGUCAACGGCACCGGUAUCGCCAGCAUCACACACCGCCAGGGCGUGGGCAGUCUCACCCACACGGACCUGAAGCAGACGGUUGUCGCGGCAGCGUUCAACGCUUCGUGCUGCUCUCUGACAGUGGAGCUGGUGGCGAUGGACAAAGCCAGGAACAUCGGCACCUGUCUGUUUUCCAUAGUCCCCAACGCGGGACCGCCCUCCCUCGCCCUGUCCCUUCCGCUGUUGGUGUGUCUGCUUGUCUCUGCCCUCUUCACAACGUCCCUCAGAGACCUACUUAUUUGAUCUAAUGCUGCGUUCAUAAUCAAGUGGGAAUGUGGAAAUGACCAGUUGUGAAGUGCAUUCACGUGCUUUGAACUUGUUGAGAACCGCUGAUUGGAUAAAAGUACAGCCAGCAAUGCUUGAAACUAAUUAUAGUGUUCAAAAACCAUAAUAAUAGAUUGCUUUUUAUAAAUGUUUUGUUGCAUGUAACUGCCGAAAAUGCUGUUAUCACGUUCAUUUCCUUAGCAGGUGACGUCAGAGGUCAGCAUGUGGGAGAAGUUGUAGCUCAGGGAUGAUAGACUAGUUAUUACCAGUUGGAGGGGCGUUCAAGUGGAUUUUCCUAUGUGGUAAAUACCACCUUCCCACUUGGUUAUGAUAAAAGGGUAAGGCUCAUGUAUUGACUGUCUGCCAGAAACUGCCUCUUAAAGUUAAAGGUUACGUUCCAGGCCGACUAUAUCGCAGACGUUGCAUUGCAUCAACGAAUACUUUGCGUGAUACAUCAUCGACGGCGCAAUUGUGCAUCAGAUUGCUAUAUGAUGUGGAAAGCUGAUAUGUUAAACACCUAUCCACAUGUGAGAUCUGGCAGGUGUCUGCAAAGUAGUCAGCCUGGAACAUGGCCAAAGCCACCAUGAAAAUGAAUGUCCCUUUUGUUAAAAAAAAGUGCCAACAGUACUCUCUCUAGGCACUUUCUCAACAUGUUAUUUGCACUGUAAGAUGUUUCAAUUUUUGUAGCAUAAUCUAAAUCUCUAGUUUACAUCUGUCAUGAAUAAAAAAGCUCUGCUUUCCUA
Molecule: messenger RNA, 2321 nt
Organism: Coregonus clupeaformis (lake whitefish)
Lineage: Eukaryota; Metazoa; Chordata; Actinopteri; Salmoniformes; Salmonidae
Exons: 6
Coding region: 7-1557 (516 amino acids)
Source: RefSeq, a predicted model, not a curated record